Messenger RNA from Botrytis byssoidea, 399 nucleotides. RefSeq lists its product as uncharacterized. The record is from RefSeq and is a predicted model, not a curated record. Lineage: Eukaryota; Fungi; Ascomycota; Leotiomycetes; Helotiales; Sclerotiniaceae. The transcript is spliced from 2 exons. The coding region runs from base 1 to 399 and encodes 132 amino acids.
AUGAGAAGAGAGUAUCAAAGAAAUGGGAAGAUAGCUUUUCCUGGAUCUGGAAGACUGGGGAGGGAUGCCUCGGACGCAUUGCAUUAUUAUAGUUUGCAUAUCAAGGACGACAGUACUCCAAUGACAAUUGACAUUCUCCACUUAUACCUUGACCACAGAGACGCAGGUAACAAGUCCGUGAAGCCGUUCACGCCGUUCAACUCUCCAGCAAGUUCUUUCUCACAAAGUCUCGAACACACCUUGUCGUCAAACCCUUCUCUCCCCUGGGGAAGUUUCUCAUCUGGAUCAAAAUUAUCUGAUCAAUCAGCGAACAGUGGCUCGAAAUGGUUAGAAGGUGGGGUCAGCGUCACUACCGGAAUGUUUGCCUUUGGCCUUGAUGUUACCACUUUUCGCCUUUGA